AUGUCUCCAGUUAUUUCGUAUGAAUCAUUUUUGGUCACUGAGUCAUUUGAAGGAUUCGAGGAUCCUGAAAAAUUCAAAAACUAUGUUCCAAAAUUGGAAAAGUAUAAAAAGGAUUUAGAGGAAAGCGUUUUGGACGAGUACAAGGUUGCUAUGCCGAAACCGAUUGAUGAGUUGGUGAAGGAUCAGCUUGAUGCUGUUGACUACAUGUACAACGAAAAAUUAUUGACACCAGAAGAGUUUGAAAUCACUGACUCCACUGCUUCGAAAAUUGCGAAGAAUAUUGGGGACGGUAAAUGGAGCGCUGUUCAAGUUCUUAAAGCAUUUGCUCACCGUGGAACUGUUGCCCAUCAAUUCACCAAUUGUGCACUCCAAAUAUUUGUUGAUGAGGGUAUCAAACGUGCAAAGGAGUUGGAUGAGUAUCAAAAAAAGACUGGUAAGUUGGUUGGACCUUUACACGGUGUUCCAGUUUCAUUGAAGGAACAUUUCAAUUAUGCUGGUAAGGUGACUCACUCUGGUUACGUUUCAUUGAUUGAUAAUGUUACUGAAAAGUUUGGUGUCACUCCACAAAUCUUGUACGACUUGGGAGCAGUAUUUUAUAUUAGAACUACCCAACCACAAACACUUAUGCACUUGUGUUCAGAGAGUAACUACUCCGAUGUUACCAAGUGCCCUUUCAAUAUUUCUUUGUCCAGUGGUGGAUCUUCAUCCGGCGAAGGUGCUGUUGUCUCAUUUGGUGGAUCGGUUUUCGGUAUUGGAUCAGAUAUUGGAGGUUCAAUCAGAUCACCAGCUGCAUUCUCUGGUUGUUUUGGUCUCAGACCAACCACCCACAGAGUUUCCAUGGAAGGAAGUACUUCUUCACUAGGUGGGCAAGAAACCAUUCAAGCAGUUUUUGGUCCAUUGGCUAGAACUGUGGAGGAUAUUGAAACCAUGAUGAAGACAUACCUUAACGAGGGCAAGCCAUGGAACUCAGACGCAUCUUUGAUUUGUAUGCCAUGGAGAGAUGUACCAAAACCAAAUGCAAAGGAUUUGACAAUUGCUGUGAUUAGAGAUGAUGGGUUGGUUAGCCCAUCCCCGCCAAUCAGGCGUGGUGUAAACACUGUUGUAGACAAGUUGAAAGAAGCUGGCGUCAAGAUUAUUGAGUUUACACCUCCAAAUACCAAACUUGCUUACGAAACGAUCAACAAGAUGUACAAUUGCGAUGGUAAUGAAACUAAUCGUAAAAUGUUGGGUAAAAGUGGUGAACCAUUGGUUCAAUUAACCAAGUGGUCAUUGAACUAUGGUGAGGGAUCAAAAAUGUUUUCCGUUCCCGAGGUUCGUCAAUUGCAUAUGACUAGAGAUGCAUUGAGAAAUGAAUAUAACAAGUUCAUGGCGGACAACAAUGUUGAUUUCAUUUUGUCACCAGCAUACAAUAAUGUUGCUCCUCACCCUCGUGAAGUUUACAAUUGGUCAUACACAGCUUUGUUUAACAUUUUGGAUCUCCCAACUUUGGUUUUGCAAACUGGUUUGAAACAAGACCCAGAAGUUGAUGUUUGGACAGAGAAAGACAAGAAACACAAAUACAGAUCUAAUUUGGAACAAUUGGAAAACGAAAUGUACAAGCCAGAAGAGUUUAAACAUGCUCCAAUUGCCAUACAAUUAAGUGGAAGAAGAUACCACGAUGAAGAGGUGGUUGCUGCUGGUAAAGUUAUUGCUGAUGACAUUUUGAAAGUCGAUUUACUUAAGCAUUAG
This is a messenger RNA of Lodderomyces orthopsilosis Co 90-125, 1728 nucleotides long. RefSeq lists its product as uncharacterized. The record is from RefSeq and is a predicted model, not a curated record. Lineage: Eukaryota; Fungi; Ascomycota; Pichiomycetes; Serinales; Debaryomycetaceae. The transcript has a single exon. The coding region runs from base 1 to 1728 and encodes 575 amino acids.